This is a messenger RNA of Oryza sativa Japonica Group (Japanese rice), 1588 nucleotides long. Its product is annotated as probable glutathione S-transferase. Lineage: Eukaryota; Viridiplantae; Streptophyta; Magnoliopsida; Poales; Poaceae. Gene Ontology annotation, molecular function: glutathione transferase activity. Gene Ontology annotation, biological process: glutathione metabolic process. Gene Ontology annotation, cellular component: cytoplasm. The record is from RefSeq and is a predicted model, not a curated record.
AGGAUAGGAACUGAUCUGUACUUGUCGAAAGGGGAUAGUGCAGAAGUUACCUGGUCAUCUUAUGGCUUGCGGGAGAAGCUUUGUAAUUAGCAAAUGAUUUAUUAAAUAUUAAGUAUUACAAAUUUAAAAAUAGAUUUGUUUGAAUUCUUUUCAAAAACUUCUAUAUAGAAUUUUUUUCUCAAAAAUCACGCCGCUAGUUGAGAUUAAAUCUCAGUAAAAUGUUCAUAGAUAUUUUUUUUCUAUGGACCAUCUAUCUAGGAAUCUUUUCAUUUUCUGGAUUUUAUCAAUUCAUCUGAUUUGCCCUACCUUUGCGCUCCGGCUUGCUCUUCAAGAAAUUUGAUAGGAUUAAUCAAUACAAAGUCUGAAAGCCAUUAUGGUGGCAGUAAUUAAGCUAUCUCUGGGAACUGCACAUGUAUAUAUAUUAUCUUUUGGUAAAUUAAAUCUCGCUGACAAAACCGAUGACCUCUGCUAUUUGGACCGAAGCAAAGAAAACCUGUGAUUCCUCCCAAGCUUAAUUAAACAAAACCGAUGAGCUCCUGCUCUUUGGACCGAAGCAACUGAGAAGCAGAUAGUCAAACUGAUUGAAAAAAGAAAAGGAAAAAUCACAGAUAAGGGAGGUCGUCCUUCUUGGAGAAGAAGUAGCUAACACACCAUUUGAAAAUUACAAAUUUGAGCCAAAAAGCAAACUUGACAUGGCCCUAUAAAUAAAUGUAUGGUUUAGCCAAGAAUACAGGAAUAAUAGCCAAAAACACUCUAAAGCAAACAUGGCCGAUCCGGUUAAGCUCAUCGGCGCUUUUGGCAGCCCAUUCGUGCACCGCGUCGAGGCGGCCCUGCAGCUCAAGGGAGUUGCCUACGAGCUCAUCCACGAGGACUUGGAGAACAAGAGCAACCUGCUGCUCGCUAGCAACCCUGUCCACAAGAAGGUCCCCGUCCUCCUCGAUGGCGGCCGAGCUAUCUGCGAAUCACUUGUCAUCGUCGAGUACGUCGACGACGCAUUCGACGGCCCGCCCAUCCUACCUGCCGACCCCUAUGACCGCGCCACGGCUCGUUUCUGGGCUCAAUUCAUCGAUCACAAGUGCACGUUGCCGUUGUUGCUGGCCCUGUGGCUGGACGGUGAGGAGCAGAAGGGGUUUCUGAAGGAGACGAAGGAGAACCUGUCGCUACUGGAGGCACAGCUCGAGGGGAAGAGGUUCUUUGCCGGCGACGCCGUGGGCUACCUCGACGUCGCCGCCGGCGGAAUGGCUCACUGGAUCGGUGUGCUCGAGGAGGUCACCGGAGUGAGCGUGAUCGGCAGUGAGGACGACGACGAGUAUCCUUCGCUGCAGCGGUGGAUCAAGGAGUACGCCAACAUCGACGCCGUGAAGCUGAGUCUGCCGGAUAGAGAAGAACUCGUUGCCUUCUACACGAGAAACAAGGAUAAGUAUAAGAUGAUGUUCAGGGCGAUGGUGCAUCAGUGAUUCAGUGCAAGAAUAGAUCGAUCAAUUAAUCUCCCUGUAAUCCUGUGUGCCACCUGGGAAUAAAUUUGUACUCGUGCCAUUAAUUAGUGUAUUGAUAUUUCAUACGUAUCAUUCAAUAAGUUCUAGGCAAA